Chelonus insularis is the source of this 1833-nucleotide messenger RNA. Its product is annotated as CD9 antigen. Gene Ontology annotation, cellular component: plasma membrane. The record is from RefSeq and is a predicted model, not a curated record. The transcript has 4 exons. Bases 73 to 876 code for a protein of 267 amino acids. NCBI's taxonomy places the organism in Eukaryota, Metazoa, Arthropoda, Insecta, Hymenoptera, Braconidae.
AAAUACAAAACAAUAUUAUUGUAAUAUUGAAAAAAUUUUUAAAAAAUUGAAUUUAAGUGUAAAGUUGAUACAAUGGUUCUUUCACAAUGUUACGUCUUUAUCAAAUAUACCCUCGUAUUCGUCAAUCUUAUAUUCUGGGCUCUCGGAUUAUCAUCAGUCAUUCUAGCAUCAUGGAUGUUAGUAGACCAGACUUUCAUGGUGUCUAUUACCCAAGAACAGCACAACUAUUAUACAGGAUUGUAUAUGAUGCUUGCUGCCGGGCUUCUUUUAUUAAUGGUCUCCUUCCUUGGAUGUUACGGUGCUUUCCGUGAAUCUCAAUGUCUACUAGUUGGUUUCUUCAGUUGUCUUCUCAUUGCUGUAGUUGCUCAAAUUGCAGCUGAAGCUUGGUUAUACACCAAUCGUGAUCAUAUUGAACCUUUAGUUAAGACUGCAUUUAUGAACACAGUUAAAAAUGAAUACGGAGAAAUUGAUCAUCGCACUCAAACAGUAGAUUCUAUUCAAUCUAAUUUAUAUUGCUGCGGUGCAAGUGGACCGAGUGAUUGGGCAAGUUCUAAAUUCGGCAGUUCCAGGAGUUCUAGUGGUGCUCUAAGUCUUACUGUAUCUAGUCCUAAUAAUGUUUACACGAUUCCUGAAUCCUGCUGCAGAGACAAAGACGAAAGUCUGUGUGCAACAGCUCGAAAAAUUAAAGUUGCUGAUACUAUUCCAUCAAAUAUUUAUUCUGAGGGUUGCGUUGAUAAGCUCAUUGACGUAUUACGUAAUCAAGGCUGUACGAUUCUUGGAGUGGUACUGGGUCUUGGACUUAUUGAACUAAUUGGUCUAAUAUUUUCACUUAUCCUUUGCUGUGCAAUUGGCUCGUCUGAUCGAUAUAAAGCAUAAAGAAGCAGUAAUAAUAGGAACAACAAUGACAACCUUAACAACGUUUCAUCCAUUAUUAGAGUUUGAUCCCGUGCCAACAUUUCGAUCGACUUUUUUUAUUUGUUUUUUGUCGACGCUUCAUUUUUAGAUUAUGUUAAUGUCAUGAUAAGGUAUGAAUUAUUGACAUUUGCUAAGAAAUCAAUCGUCGAGUGCUCACGAGACUUAUUUUUGAAUUAAUUUUAAUGAUAUAGAUAUUUAUUUCGAAAAUAUGAUGAAAAUUGAUUUAUAAUACUGAGGGAAACAGAUAAAAAAAUACUUGCAAAUCAGAAAGUAAACUGGUACCUGUGUUUAUAAAUUAAAAUAAUAAUAUUAGGAUGAAAUGAGAAAAAAAAACAACCAAGCAUAAAAAUGAAUGCGUUGAUGUUGCUACCAAAGAUUAAUGUUUUUAUGUUGGUAAUAAUUUUUGAAGUCGCAUUCCACUUGAAAAUAAAAAUAUGCUAAAUAAAGAUUAAAAUUUAGAAACUUGCCAGUUAUCGGGAAGUACUCAUGAUUAACUAAAAAUGAUAAACAUUUUUAAUUUACAUUUUUUAAUGACAUUCUUGGAAUCUCUUUUUUGUAACGGGUUUUAUUCAGUAUUUAUGUAAUUGCCCGCUGAACUGAUAUACAUUUUGGAUAUUUAAUAAUAAUUUAUAUUUACAUAUAUAUAAAGAAUUUUUUUAAUAAAAAUAUUAAUAUUAAUAGCAUUUUAUUGAUGAGAAAAAAAUAUAUUUACAUAAUAAUAUAAAUUAUAUAGAUUACUUUUUACACGUGAGCAGCUAACGAUUUUUAAUAUUUUUUUACUUAACAAUUCAAUUAACGAAGUAAAUAUAUUUUACUUGCCAAAUUUUGUUAGUAAAUAUUCAAAUCUAAAUUUUGUAACGCUUAAUGCAUUACUAAGUUUAUUCAAUUUUCUAUCAAAUAUAAGUGUCUCAAAAAAAA